ACUGAACGCCUCUCUCUCCCUCUCUCUCCCUCUGUCUCUCUCUCUGCCCCCUCCUCAUUCCAUCUUGCCAUCCUCCCCCACACGACAAUCCAGCACAGAAGCCUUGCAUUGUAGCGGCAGACAUCUGACAUCCCCGGUCCGGUGGCGGUGAGACGCGGGGAGGGGGGACGCACCGAGUGAUGCUCCUGCAGCACCGUCAUCUCGCGCCAGCGAAAACAAACCAAGAAUAAACAGUCACUUCUGCCGGAGGAAUAAAAACGUUCGCCUCGACAGAGCAACUGCUCAUGAAGAUGUCUAACGUUGACAUGGUGUUAAACGCCACUGAACGAGUGGUCAAAUCUGUGCCCUUCCCCCUGAGCCAUCGGCUCACCAUGAAGGAGGUGUUCGACAGCGAGGGGAAGCCCCGUGUGGACCUGCUGAAGGCCCACCUGACCAAGGAGGGCCGCGUGGAGGAGGCCGUGGCCCUACGCAUCAUCAACGAGGGCGCCGCCAUCCUGCGGCAGGAGAAGACCAUGCUGGACAUCGAGGCCCCGGUCACAGUGUGUGGCGACAUCCACGGGCAGUUCUUCGACCUAAUGAAGCUGUUCGAGGUGGGAGGCUCGCCAGCCACAACACGGUAUCUCUUCCUGGGAGACUACGUGGAUCGAGGGUACUUCAGUAUCGAGUGCGUGCUGUACCUCUGGUCGCUGAAAAUCCUGUACCCAAAGACACUAUUUUUAUUGCGAGGAAACCACGAAUGUAGACAUUUGACAGAGUAUUUCACUUUCAAACAAGAAUGUAAAAUCAAGUAUUCCGAACAGGUGUAUGACUCGUGCAUGGAUGCCUUCGACUGCCUCCCCCUUGCCGCCCUCAUGAACCAGCAGUUCCUGUGCGUUCACGGCGGCCUCUCCCCAGAAAUCCACACCCUAGACGACAUCAAGAAGCUGGACCGGUUCAAGGAGCCACCCGCAUUUGGGCCCAUGUGCGAUCUUCUGUGGUCAGACCCGCUGGAGGACUUUGGGAACGAGAAGACCCAGGAGUACUUCAGCCAUAACACAGUCAGAGGCUGCUCCUACUUCUACAGUUACGCCGCCGUGUGUGAGUUUCUACAGAACAAUAACUUGCUCUCAGUCAUCCGGGCUCACGAAGCACAGGAUGCUGGUUACCGGAUGUACCGGAAGAGCCAGACCACCGGCUUCCCCUCUCUAAUCACCAUCUUCUCAGCACCGAACUACCUUGAUGUUUACAAUAACAAAGCUGCUGUCCUGAAAUACGAGAACAACGUCAUGAACAUCCGGCAGUUUAACUGCUCCCCCCACCCCUACUGGCUGCCAAACUUCAUGGACGUUUUCACCUGGUCGCUUCCCUUCGUCGGCGAGAAAGUCACGGAGAUGCUGGUCAACGUGCUGAGCAUCUGCUCCGAUGAUGAGCUCAUGAACGACGGCGAUGAAAUCUUCGACGCCAACGCCGCUGCUGCGAGGAAGGAGGUGAUCAGGAACAAGAUCCGAGCGAUCGGGAAGAUGGCCAAGAUGUUCUCUGUGCUGAGAGAGGAGAGUGAGAACGUCCUGACUCUGAAGGGCUUGACACCCACCGGCAUGCUCCCCAGCGGGGUUCUCUCCGGGGGCAAACAGACACUGCAGAGCGCUACGAUCGAGGCCAUUGAAGCCAUCGAGACUGAACAAGAGGACGGAGAAGCGGUCCGUGGGUUUUCGCCCCAACACAAGAUCAGCAGCUUCGAGGAAGCGAAGGGCCUGGACCGCAUCAACGAGAGGAUGCCCCCACGCAAGGACGCCGUCAACAACGUGGGACACUCUAUGGGCAAAAUGAACAUGUCAGAAUCCAACGGCACGGACGAUAACAGCAAUAUACAGUGAUCCGUCCGCUGCGAGCGCAAACCGCCGUCUGCUAGCGCCGGCACCGCUGACGACACGCGGCCGAACAUCGCAAAACUGCAAAUUCAGGCCUCAGCUAAACAACAACAACGACAACAAUGGACUUCAUCGACUGAAAUAUGUGUUUCUUUUUUUUUUUUUUUUUGCUUGAAUUUUAAUUAGAGAAACCAUCAGAUUUGAAAGGUGCUUUGCUUUUGAUGCUGUGUUGUUGGCAGCAGAUGCCUGGGAGGGGCAGGUCUGUGCAUGGUUGGAUUGGGGUGAAUCCGCUUUCAGGAAGUGGUCCCGAAGUACAUAAGCCGCUUCCCUUUCCUGUCAGGUGUGGGUCUUUCGGGUUUCCUUUGAGAUUCCUUAUUUACAUGCAUUGCCACUAUAUAUAAUACUAUAUAGCUAUGUUAUAUAUAUAUAUUAUAUAUAACAAUUUUAAUGACAUUUUUAAAUCAUAAACAUAUAAAAUGAUACUGCUGUUCAACAUGUUUUGCUACUACUAUUAAUGAAUAUAAAAUAUUUAUAAAAUUU
This is a messenger RNA of Paramormyrops kingsleyae, 2387 nucleotides long. RefSeq names its product protein phosphatase 3 catalytic subunit alpha-like. The record is from RefSeq and is a predicted model, not a curated record. Lineage: Eukaryota; Metazoa; Chordata; Actinopteri; Osteoglossiformes; Mormyridae. Gene Ontology annotation, molecular function: calmodulin-dependent protein phosphatase activity. Gene Ontology annotation, biological process: calcineurin-mediated signaling.